Messenger RNA from Sorex fumeus (smoky shrew), 3052 nucleotides. It is a transcript of the gene UBQLN2, whose product is annotated as ubiquilin 2. Lineage: Eukaryota; Metazoa; Chordata; Mammalia; Eulipotyphla; Soricidae. The coding region runs from base 74 to 1933 and encodes 619 amino acids. Gene Ontology annotation, cellular component: cytosol. Gene Ontology annotation, molecular function: polyubiquitin modification-dependent protein binding. Gene Ontology annotation, biological process: regulation of macroautophagy; autophagosome assembly. The transcript has a single exon. The record is from RefSeq and is a predicted model, not a curated record.
UCCUUCCUCCUUCCCUCGCUAGCUCUCUCGCCCGCCCGCGCCUUUCCUGUCUGCCUGCGUCACCGCGGCCGCCAUGGCUGAGAAUGGCGAGAGCAGCGGCCCCCCGCGCCCCUCCCGCGGCCCUGCAGCGGCCCAAGGCCCUUCCUCUGCCUCGGCAGAGCCCAAAAUCAUCAAAGUCACUGUGAAGACUCCUAAAGAGAAAGAGGAGUUCGCGGUACCUGAGAAUAGCUCAGUACAGCAGUUUAAGGAAGCGAUUUCGAAACGCUUCAAAUCCCAAACAGAUCAGCUGGUGCUGAUUUUUGCCGGAAAAAUAUUAAAAGAUCAAGAUACCUUGAUCCAGCACGGCAUCCAUGAUGGUCUGACUGUUCAUCUUGUCAUCAAAAGUCAGAACCGACCUCAGGGCCAGUCUACACAGUCUAGCAAUGUCGUGGGAAGUAAUACUACCUCGGCAACGGCAUCAACUCCCAGGAGUAACUCCACACCUACUUCCACAAAUAGCAACCCGUUUGGGUUGGGAAGCCUGGGAGGACUAGCAGGCCUCAGCAGCCUGGGCUUGAGCUCCACCAACUUCUCUGAGCUCCAGAACCAGAUGCAGCAGCAGCUCCUGUCCAGCCCUGAAAUGAUGAUCCAGAUCAUGGAAAAUCCCUUUGUUCAGAGCAUGCUUUCGAAUCCUGAUCUGAUGAGGCAGCUUAUUAUGGCCAAUCCACAGAUGCAACAAUUGAUUCAGAGAAACCCAGAAAUCAGUCACCUGCUUAACAACCCAGAUAUUAUGAGGCAGACGCUGGAAAUUGCCAGAAAUCCAGCCAUGAUGCAGGAGAUGAUGAGAAAUCAAGACCUGGCUCUCAGCAAUCUGGAGAGCAUUCCUGGUGGUUACAAUGCUCUAAGGCGCAUGUACACUGACAUUCAAGAGCCUAUGCUGAAUGCUGCACAGGAGCAGUUUGGGGGUAAUCCGUUUGCCUCAGUGGGGGGCAGUUCCUCCUCCGGGGAAGGUACACAGCCUUCCCGCACAGAAAAUCGAGAUCCAUUACCCAAUCCAUGGGCGCCACCAGCGGCCACCCAGAGUUCUGCGACUACCAGUACAACCACCAGCAGUGGCAGUAGCUCCAGCAGUGCUACUGGGAACACCGUGGCCGCAGCCAAUUAUGUAGCCAGCAUCUUCAGUACCCCAGGAAUGCAGAGCUUGCUGCAACAGAUAACUGAAAACCCCCAGCUGAUCCAAAAUAUGCUGUCUGCUCCCUACAUGAGAAGUAUGAUGCAGUCGCUGAGUCAAAAUCCAGAUUUGGCUGCACAGAUGAUGCUGAAUAGCCCAGUGUUUACUGCAAAUCCUCAGCUACAAGAGCAGAUGCGUCCACAGCUCCCAGCUUUCCUGCAGCAAAUGCAGAAUCCAGACACAAUAUCAGCCAUGUCAAACCCAAGAGCUAUGCAGGCUUUAAUGCAGAUCCAGCAGGGGCUACAGACAUUAGCCACUGAAGCACCCGGACUCAUUCCAAGUUUCACUCCCGGGGUGGGAGUGGGGGUCCUGGGAACUGCCAUAGGCCCUGUAGGCCCUGUUACACCCAUAGGUCCUAUAGGGCCCAUAGUUCCUUUUACCCCCAUUGGCCCCAUUGGUCCUAUAGGACCCACUGGCUCUGCAGGGACCGCUGGCUCUGGUGGUCCCUCUGGGUCCACUGUGCCCAGCUCUGCACCCAGUGAAACUAUGAGUCCAACAUCAGAAUCUGGACCUAACCAACAAUUCAUUCAGCAAAUGGUGCAGGCUCUGGCUGGAGCAAAUCCUCCACAGCUGCCAAAUCCAGAAGUCAGAUUUCAGCAACAACUGGAACAGCUCAAUGCAAUGGGGUUUUUAAACCGUGAAGCAAACUUGCAGGCUCUGAUAGCAACAGGAGGUGACAUCAAUGCAGCCAUUGAGAGGCUGCUGGGCUCCCAGCCAUCCUAAUUACGUUUCUGUACCUUGAAAAAAGUAUCUUAUUUUUGAUAAUGGCUCUUAAAUCUUUAAAUACACAGAAUUGUGCUUUAAUUUUGAUUAUUUUAAAUCUGUCUAGUUACAAGUUCCAUAUGAUGUAUUUUAAGGUGGAGUCCAUCUCUAUCCUUUCAUUUCUCCCCCUCCCUCCCCCCUUACUUCUGUUUCCUUGUGUUCAGUGGUGAAAAUCAAUGCUGUUUCACUCAAAGGUGUUGCAUGUACAUUUCUCUUUAUUAUGCAUUUAUUGUGAUUUUAUGGAAAUAUCAACUUUCAUGUUUGGGUGAGCAAGUUUUGUCUUACAGAUGUCCAGUUUAUUUGCAUUUUAAAUAUUAGCCUAUUAUAGUAAUUUAAUGUAGAGUGAAAAAAUUAAAAGCAGAAGCAAAUUAUUGGAAUUUGCAAUAUUCAAAUGUUGCGGUACAAUAUUGCUUAUUGUGACUUUGGCAUGUAUUUUUGCUAGCAAAAUGCUGUAAGAUUUAUACCAUUCCUUUAUCUUUUUUGUGAUGCUUGUACACAGUACAGUAAGCACAACUGGAACUGCAAUUUAAAAAUCUCUGAGCAGGAUUGUGUAACCAAAAUGAGAAAGAAUAUAAGAAAUAUUUCUGGAGUUAAGUGUGUCUCACAAUUUUGUAGAAUCUUACAGCUUCUUUGAUAAACUUAUCAGUGAAAAUGUUGACUAGACAGGUUCAGUUAAAAUAUAGUAGAAAUGUUUAUCCUGGUAUCUCUUAAGUAUACAUUUAAUUGUACAGAAAACUACAGUGUGACAUUCAACAUUUGCAGAUUGACUGUGUAUGACCUUAAUCUUUGUGAAGCGUGAAGGAUCAUUGUGGUAAUGCCAGGAAAGUGCGUUUUACCUCAGCCUGCCUUCUUAGCUUCUCCGGUAAAGAGACCCUAAUAUGCAUUUUGAUUUGUAUUGGAAAUGUAAUUUUCACUGAAAGUGUCUUGUGAUGUUUGUAUUACUUUUAACUGCUAUGUGAAAAGAAAACUAUCUUUUUGACUAUCAGUUAUUCCCUUGUGCACAAGAAAAAAUGCAUUAAAAUGACUAAAAAAAAAUAAAAAAAUUAAAAAUGCAUAAAUCUUUUCCUUUUUGUCUCUGAC